AUGGCAAACGCUGCUAGACCCCGGAUUUUUAAUCUUUUGAGUAGGUAACAAAGCUAGAGCAGCUGGCACAAAAAUACAAUGUCAAGAUUAUCUUUUGUCCUCGUUAUCACUGCGAACUCAAUCCGAUAGAGGGUCUUUGGUGUAACCAAAAAAUUUUUGUCAGAAAAACGGAUCAAAAAUUUGAGACAAUGUUAAAACUGAACAACGAGUCACGAGAGCAUUUUGUUGAAACUGACUUGGCCAAGAAGUUAUUCCGUAGAUUUUGGAGAGCAUGCCAAGCUUACAAGGAUAAUAAAUCGUACAGUGAAGUUCUGCAGAUGUUUAUCAGCAAUCUUUGUUGGUGACGUGAAGACCCAUCGAAAAAUCACAAAUUCAAAACUGAAAUGAUGACAGUAAUUGUGCAUGAAUUAGUGUGUGGCCAGAACAGCGCGGUUUUCGUUGUUUAAAGCGAUUUUGUGUUACUUUUAUUUCAGUAAAUAGAUCUCUAGGAGAACGUGUGAAGAGUCUAUGUUUUUCAAAAUAAGUCAAGCGAAAGCUUUCCAGUUUUUGGGCUUAUGGUUUCUGGAGAUCCUAUAGAAAUCCUCUAUAGAUCCCAACAAUAUGAUCAUCGGAUUCUCCGUGUUUUUUCACCUAGAAAUCGAAGUUUUUAUUUUCUUAACUUGAGAUUUCUCUGAGUUAUUCAAGGACGACCUGAAGGAUUGUGUCACUCUUUUUCCGGCAAUAUUCAUUAUAAAAUUAGGUACUUUUGCCGCUGCAUCAAAUUAGGUGCAAAAAUUUUCGAUGAAUCCCAGAGCGGCAAAAGUAGCUAAUUUUCUAAUGUUCCGACUAUUUAAACAAAAUCCUGAGACACCAAGCAUUUAACACUCAUGCAUCUGUUGUAAGUUUAUUUAUUCUCUACUUUGUUCCUGAUUAGAAUCUGAUUUUGUUUCUCUUUUCUAAUGUCAUUUCUUGAAAUUACUUACCUUACAUUUGUCAAUGGACUUGGCAAAAGUAUUAAAGAAAGUUACCUACUCAAACGUCUUGCAAUGAACGUCUUUUUAUUAUCAUACAGCUACAAAGAAUGUGAAAUUCUGAUCAAGACAUAUAACAGAAAAAACGUUUCUGAGAGAACUCAGAAAAGCUGUGGUUGAUGACAUUUUCAAACGGGAAAAUCAUACCCA
This is a messenger RNA of Didymodactylos carnosus, 1160 nucleotides long. NCBI's taxonomy places the organism in Eukaryota, Metazoa, Rotifera, Eurotatoria, Philodinida, Philodinidae. The record is from the annotation of a GenBank genome assembly.